GAUUCGUACUAUUCGACCGAAUGGAGCAGUACUGUUAAAACAAUAGUUAAACCAGGUAAAUGAUCCCUGACAAAUCCAUAUUAGAUGUAUAAAAUGAGACCACAAAUAUAAGAACUAAGGUGUACAAAUUGUCAAUUUCAGAUCAUCAUGUGAUGUUAUGAACCUUUGUUUUUAUGCAUUUUAAAUCAUAGUACGUUCUGUUACAGCUCAUGCAGUGCAGUGCAGUGCAGUGCAGUGCAGUGCAGUGUAGUGAAGUAUCGUAAACGGCAAAGUACUCUAACGGAAAAGUACAGUAACAGUACAGUUCUAUACAGUGCAGGAUGAUAAUAGGCUGCGUUGUAGAAGAACAACCUACGUCAGAGAUACAGAAACGUACAUGCUGAAUAGAAAAGCUAAAAAAUCCUUAUAUUUUUUAUAGGGCUGAGUGGACCUCCAUUGAACGUGGCUUUUAACUCCCGCGGUAAAACCUCACUACAAGUGUCCUGGAGAGCUCCUGAAGAACGUUUACAGAACGUUGAACUGACAGGAUAUCAAGUUUGCUUUUAUACAAGGGACACUGCUCCAGAAUGCUUAGUACUUACAAGCACUAAAGUACUUUCCCUUACACUCAACAAUCUCAAACCUUCAACGAAGUACUUUGUGACGGUUUCAGCCAGCACAAAAGCUGGUUAUGGAGAGAAAAGUUUGGAAGUCACUAAAAUAACAAGUGGAGGUAAUUCAGUAAUAUGAAUAGUUGGCAUUUAUUCUAGCACUCGUUUGGACAAACCAGUCAUGAUUUAGAGGUGGACAAUAAAAAUUGUGGUUUCCAAAGAACGAAGCAAUGCAAUAGAACAUGAAAAAUACAAUAGAAUCCAACUAUAUUUCUAUAGAAAUAGUAAAAUCUAUGCGUUUGGAGAUGGCAAAAUAUAGUCGUAUUGUAAAAUGAUACUCACCAGUUUAGGCAUGCAUGCGCAUUGUCAUAGUGUUUCGAGUGGUCGUUUGAUGUAUUUAAUUUUUUUUUGUAUUUAGAGCCAGUAAAUCCACUCACAACGUCCGAUUACACUCUGAGCCUAAAUAUACCUAAACCAGCAGAAUAUAUCAGGUAAGUUUUCACAUGUCAAAGGAUUGGAACAGGCUCGUUGUUUAUAUAGAUCAUAGUGCAAUAUACAGGGUGUAUAAAAAAAAACGCAACCUCGGAAUUUCCUAAGAAAUCACUUUGCAAUUCUUAAGCAUAAAAAAUUUUAGGCCCCUGGGAAUUGAAAUCGAAUUGCUAAUAGAUCAUAUUACUGUUGUUGUGCAUUAAAUAAAUGCAUAAAUUUUGCUUUAUGCACUCGCGUGUGCAGUAAUUUUGACAGUUGUGCUAUUUUAAAUUCCCAGGCGCCUAAAAUCUUUUGUCUUCAAAACAAUGUCGAUUUCUUGGGAAAUUCCGAGGUUGCGUUUUUUUUGAUACACCCUGUAUGCAAGCGUUGUCAAGUCUUCUAGAGGCAAAAAUAAGGCUUGGUCUUGCGGCAGCUUUUAACGACAAGCUUAACUUAACCACCAAGCCUUUUCUUAACCAGCUGAGCAUGCUCGAUUGGCUCUGAACUAUUGCUAGCUCUGCUCAAGUCUUGCCAAGUAUUUUGUAGGCAAAAAUAAAAACAGUUUUUUGUAUUUCAAAAGAUGGUCUAUAGCUGACGAAUUUGCAUAGUAAAGCUUUUAAAUAAAUCAUAGAUAAAAACCUAUUAACUUUGACAGCACUUUGUUUUGUGUUUGUUUCUAUAUUGAAAUUUACUGAUUUAGAGAAGUGAUGGUCAUUUUGCAACUUGUCACAAGCAGUCAAACACCAAGUGAAAAUAUUAGAACAAGCGAAUUCAAACCUUACCAAACAAGCACACGAGAUCCGUACAUCACUGCCUAUUUAAAAUCUGAUGUUCUACCUUUGACAUUUGUGAUCGGUGAUGGUAGGGAGUAUAAUUCUGAAAAAGAAAAGUACUUCAACCAACCUCUGGAACAGAAUUCAAGUUAUCUCGUGUUCCUGAGAUUCUUUGAAAGCCAGGUGAACAAAUAAGAUAUCGAAAUAAUUUGAUAAGAUAGCACGUUAUGUCACUGAAUUUUAGCCAGAAUUUGCACACUAACAAUUAUAUUCUCGUUUAGGAUUCGUACUACUCGACAGAGUGGAGCAACAGUGUGAAAACUAUGACAAAACGUCCAGGUAAAUAAAUCCCUCUCUAUUUCACCAUGGGAGUUAUACCUCACGACCUAUAUGAAACAUCAAGCACACAUUUAUUGUAUAUUCAUGUCAACGAAUUAUCCGGAGAAAGAUAUUAACCCAUUAUCAUGCAGUGUAACUGAAAUUAAACCAUUGUGCUUCUGUCCCAUGAGUUGGGAUCUUGAUUAACACUUCCGGAUAAAUUAAAACCUUUAGAUCUAAAUAAAAUAGUGGUCUUUUUCACAAGCAGUGAUUUUUUACACUUUUAAUUGCAGUGGAAUUUUUGAGUGAUAGUGAAACGUCAGAACAAUCUGAGAACAACAACACUCGCCUGGAUCUCAUAAUACCACUGGUUAUUUUGGCCUUAUGUUUGCUCCUGUCACUUGCUGUGAUCAUAUACCAACGUCGUCGCUUUCAAAAUAACAAUAGGAAGGAGAGUCAUAAACUGACAUCAAGACAAGCUGACCAAACAGGGACAUCCGGUACGUAUGUAAUCUUUUACAUUAGGUAACCAAAUUGACUUCAUAGCUUGUUUUUAUUGGAUAUUUAUAGCAGUUCGUAACUGUUGUCCAAAUAUAUAGUGGCCAGGGGCGUCGGAAGCGGGGGGUGGGGGUGGCUUGGACCUCCCCCCACUUUUUCAUUUGGGGGGACUAAAUGUCUUUGGGCCCCCCACUUUUUAACAAUGGUCAAUAAUAAAUCACAAGAUUAAUCAGUUUUAUUAUUUCAGUUACGCGUGUAUAGACAAAACAAUUUGAGAUAUUUUAUAACUCCUAAACUAUUUUAUAACUUUUAAAAUAUUUAAAAAAUAUAUUUUAUCACUUUUAAAAUUUUUCCUUAUCAUGUCACACGCCAUCGGCGGGCGAUAAGGGUGCCCCUCGCCACUUUUAGAGCCGUUCCCUUAUUAAUUAGAUCAUGCACUUAUUACGGAAAAGUCGAAUAAAAAGGGAAAUUUCCCCCAUGUUUGAGUAAUAUAUUUAAAUGUAUGGGGUUAAUAGACAGGAAUGUGUAAGUAAGAAAGUAUAAAUCGUUAAACACUUUUACUAUAGCUAGUACCAAACAUUCACCUGCAUUGUGUAAAUCUUGUAGAUUCUGCUCCAAAACCUCCAAAUAGCAAGCAAUCGAUGGAGGUCAUCGAACUGACUGCAGAGAGAGUUUCUUACGUGAAUGACGACACCGUAUAUGAGUCUCCUGACGAUGUGAUAGAAAGUAUUGAAAGAAAUGAGGCUGAAUCUAAACAUGAGAUUACUACAGAAGAGGAAACGUCCGCGUACAUAUCUUUGACAGACCACAAAGAACCUGAAAACUUUUAUCAACCUCUACAAACACUCGGCACCAGUGUUCAUCCACACGAUACGAAGGGGGUUGACGACCAGUCAGCAUUUAAUUUAAAUGUCAGUCCUGUUUAA
Paramuricea clavata is the source of this 3573-nucleotide messenger RNA. NCBI's taxonomy places the organism in Eukaryota, Metazoa, Cnidaria, Anthozoa, Malacalcyonacea, Plexauridae. The record is from the annotation of a GenBank genome assembly.